CCUCUCCCCAAUUUCAACGGGGGAACAUCAAACCGGAGGUCGCACCAUCUUCUUCCUCCUCCGAUCUUCAUCUCUCUCUCUCUCGUCCCAUCUUCGCCGCCGCCAUGAAUGGCAACAGCAGCAGCAAGCCGCCGGCAUGGGCGGCGGGGAGCGGGAGCGGGGGCUACGAGAGCGGCAGCGACCACGAGGGCGCCGGCGCCGGCCCCGGGGGCGUGCGGAAGCCGCUGCUGGUCCAGAACACGGGCAGCUGGUACCGGAUGGGGUCGCGCCAGUCCAGCCUCACGGCGGGCACCUCCUCCAUGGCCAUCAUGAAGGAGUCGCACGUCUCCGCCUUCCUCUGCACGCUCAUCGUCGCGCUCGGCCCCAUCCAGUUCGGCUUCACGGGGGGCUUCUCCUCGCCCACCCAGGACGCCAUCAUCAAGGACCUCGGCCUAUCUAUCUCCGAGUUCUCCGUAUUCGGGUCGCUGUCCAACGUCGGCGCCAUGGUCGGGGCCAUCGCCAGCGGGCAGAUGGCCGAGUACAUUGGCCGGAAAGGGUCAUUGAUGAUCGCGGCGAUUCCUAACAUCAUCGGUUGGCUUGCCAUCUCCUUCGCAAAAGACACAUCUUUCCUGUACAUGGGGCGAUUGCUUGAAGGGUUUGGUGUUGGUGUCAUAUCCUACGUGGUCCCAGUAUACAUAGCAGAGAUUUCUCCUCAGAACAUGAGAGGUGCUCUAGGCUCCGUGAACCAGCUGUCUGUAACAAUUGGCAUCAUGUUGGCCUACUUGCUCGGCAUGUUUGUUCCUUGGAGGAUGCUUGCAGUGAUAGGAAUAUUGCCAUGCACAGUGUUGAUACCUGGCCUAUUCUUCAUUCCAGAAUCUCCAAGAUGGCUGGCAAAGAUGAACAAGAUGGAUGAUUUCGAAACCUCUCUACAAGUAUUGCGGGGAUUUGAGACGGAUAUCACCUCAGAAGUGAAUGAUAUUAAGAGAGCGGUAACAUCAUCAAACAAAAGGGCUGCAAUCCGCUUCCAAGAGCUAAACCAGAAGAAAUUCCGCAUGCCCCUGAUACUAGGAAUUGGCCUGCUUGUACUACAACAGCUAAGUGGAAUCAAUGCUGUACUGUUUUAUGCAAGCAGCAUCUUUAAAGCUGCAGGUCUUACAAACAGUGACUUGGCCACAUUUGCACUUGGAGUUAUUCAGGUUCUUGCCACUGGAGUAACAACCUGGUUAGUAGACAGAGCUGGUCGACGGAUCCUACUCAUUAUUUCUACUGCCGGGAUGACUAUAAGCCUUCUUGCCGUUGCUGUUGUAUUUUUUGUCAAGGACACUGUUUCACAAGAUUCUCACCUGUACUUCGUAUUAAGCAUGGUCUCCUUGGUUGCCAUUGUGGCGUAUGUGAUCGCCUUCUCCUUCGGUAUGGGAGCAAUUCCAUGGGUCAUAAUGUCUGAGAUCCUCCCGGUUAGCAUCAAGAGUCUCGCUGGAAGUUUCGCGACCCUGGCUAACUGGCUGACUUCCUUUGGGAUAACGAUGACGGCGAACCUUCUGCUCAGUUGGAGUGCUGGAGGUACCUUCGUGUCGUACAUGCUUGUGACCGCGUUCACCCUCGUGUUCGUCAUCCUCUGGGUGCCGGAGACCAAGGGAAGAACUCUCGAGGAGAUCCAAUGGUCCUUCCGCUGAUCGAGCUCCACUAU
This is a messenger RNA of Lolium rigidum, 1666 nucleotides long. Its product is annotated as sugar transporter ERD6-like 4. The transcript is spliced from 16 exons. The record is from RefSeq and is a predicted model, not a curated record. Gene Ontology annotation, biological process: transmembrane transport; carbohydrate transport. The coding region runs from base 105 to 1652 and encodes 515 amino acids. Gene Ontology annotation, molecular function: sugar transmembrane transporter activity. NCBI's taxonomy places the organism in Eukaryota, Viridiplantae, Streptophyta, Magnoliopsida, Poales, Poaceae. Gene Ontology annotation, cellular component: membrane.